Molecule: messenger RNA, 1230 nt
Organism: Baudoinia panamericana UAMH 10762
Lineage: Eukaryota; Fungi; Ascomycota; Dothideomycetes; Mycosphaerellales; Teratosphaeriaceae
Exons: 1
Coding region: 1-1230 (409 amino acids)
Source: RefSeq, a predicted model, not a curated record
AUGCCCAAGCUGUUCCUGCAGGCUGCGGCUUCCGUACUGCUUACGACCGGAUCACUCGACGUCUCCUGUAUAUCAUGUGUCGGACACCCUUUGAAGCCUACACGCCCAGUCGACAGUCAUUCGGUGCUGAUGCACGUCGAAUCGUGCAUUUGUAUGGACGGUCGUCGGUAUGGCACUACGCCAGCUAAGCAGCUACGGCACUAUGGUAGCAGGGCGUCCCUACAACAACAGCAAUCUUCAACAGUAAGCCAGCAAUCUUACAACAGCCCACUGCCACAAACGCAAUGGUCAGACAUCCCUCUGCCUUAUCGACCGAUCGAAUACAACGACCCGGGUCUACAGCAACAUUCCCAUCCUGGUAGCGCUGAGUCGUACAAUUGGCGUCUUCGACCGUCCGUGUCCGGCACAAACCCUCCAGGCUCACUUGCGCCUGAACCGCUAAGAACUCGUCCACGGCCUGGCGGUCUCCGAAGCUUGGUUGAGCGCUCCUCAAGGGUGGCCGAACCACCGCCAGAUACUACCUUUCUUUACCCACAGAUGAGUCCCUACGCCGAUCGCUUCUCCGUAUACGGCGCUCAGGACGAGCCUCCAAUGCGAUCGGUCAGUCAACCCAACACGCCAGCCUAUCAUCAGCACAGCUUCGAGAGCAGUGAGGACAUCCCCAUGCACGUACCUAGAACGCCAACGUACCCACCCACGGGGCGACGACGCAUGCACAGUGCUUCCGGUGUGACUGAUGCCGCUUUCCAAGACGAGCGAGAUUUCCGCCUAUUCGUGGAAGCCACUUCAGGCCUGGGACCCAUCGAUACGUUUCGGGCUUCACACUCAUCCUCAUCUGGCUCUUCGAGACCACGGACGCGGAACAGCCAUGGUAGCGGGAAUGGCAACAGCCACUCAACAAGCCAGCAGCAGGUAUCUCCCAUUGCAGACACGCCAACGACAAUGCAAGCCUACCAGCACCUCGCACAGAUGCCGCAAGCAACACUACCCUCACAACAGCACUUACAGCCAUCCGAGGCUCGCUCAGAGUCAUGGCGCCGCGGGUCGCCCAGUCCUGCUGUCAGCCCAUUGGAGGAGGACUACCCCGACGAUGACGAUGAGCUUCCGGAUUACGCUGCGAGUCAGGCACAGGCGCACGCGGCGCAGAGGGUAGAGGCGUCACGGCGAGCGCAAGAAUUGCAGCGGAGGUGGCAGGAGAGUAGGGGCACCCGGCGGGCGGACUGGGAUUGA